This is a messenger RNA of Momordica charantia (bitter melon), 1326 nucleotides long. RefSeq names its product catalytic/ hydrolase. The record is from RefSeq and is a predicted model, not a curated record. Gene Ontology annotation, molecular function: hydrolase activity; carboxy-lyase activity. Lineage: Eukaryota; Viridiplantae; Streptophyta; Magnoliopsida; Cucurbitales; Cucurbitaceae.
AUCUAAUCCACAAACAAACGAGAAUAACUUUUAGAAACAAAAAAUUUAUGAAACGGAAUCUUAAUUUUUACAAUUUUGAUUUGUUUAGAAUACCCCAUGUGUCGCAUUGCCAUGGACCCUAAUCUGAAAUGGCAGUGGCGGCUGCGAGGCUCCUGAAACUUGCUCCACUGCCAUCUCUUUGCUCUCUUCGUUCCUCUGCCAUUGCCACAAUAUCUGCAUCUCAAUCUCAAUUUAGCAGCACUAACCCCAAAUCCAAACGCAUAAUGACUUCUUCUUCCUCUUCAAAUGGCAAAGUCAUCGAUUCCCAUCUCCACGUUUGGGCGUCUCCCCAAGAGGCUGCUGCAAAUUACCCUUACUUUCCUGGCCAAGAACCUACUUUGACUGGCCAUUUCGAUUUCUUGCUCCAGUGUAUGGAAGAAGCAGGUGUAGAUGGUGCGCUUAUUGUGCAGCCCAUAAACCAUAAAUUUGACCACUCUUAUGUGACCAGUGUAAUUAACAAGUAUCCAAACAAAUUCGUUGGUUGUUGCCUAGCAAAUCCAGAAGAAGAUGGAAGUGGAAUACAGCAGCUGGAACAUCUCGUAACAAAGGAUGGAUAUUCUGCUGUUCGCUUUAAUCCAUACUUAUGGCCAUCAGGUCAAAAGAUGACAAAUGAGGUGGGGAAGGCAUUGUUCUCUACAGCUGGAAAGCUCGGAGUUCCUGUGGGUUUCAUGUGCAUGAAGGGACUAAGCCUUCAUGUUGAAGAGAUUAAAGAGCUUUGCACAGAGUUCCCUUCAACCAUUGUACUGCUCGAUCAUUUGGGUUUCUGCAAACCCCCAGAAAAUGAAGAGGAUAGCCUUGCAAUAUCCCAGCUUUUGGAGCUUGCAAGUUUUCCCCAGAUACAUGUGAAGUUCAGUGCGCUAUUUAGGAUAUCAAGAAUGCCGUUUCCAUACCAGGAUUUGUCCCACCUGCUCUCUCAAGUUGUAUCCAGCUUUGGAGCAAACCGCAUCAUGUGGGGGAGCGACUUCCCAUUUGUCAUCCCUGAAUGCGGAUAUAAAGGAGCAAUCAAAGCCGUAUCUGUUAUAGCCAAUGAAGUUUCUCUAUCUCCUACCGAGUUGGAGUGGAUCAGAGGCAAAACAAUAACGCAUCUGUUUCAAAAUCGAUGGAUAUCUUAAUCUACAAGUCUCAGAAACACUAGCAAAUAUUUAUCAUUUCGUUAUGCAAACCACUCUUAGUUUCCUUUUUAUUCGAAUAGAUGUAAAGUGUUUCUUCCCUUGAUGAACAUUAACUAGUCAAGAGAACCAUGAUUAUUCAGAUCACCAAAUAUUACAUGUUCUUCCAUUCUUCUGA